This is a messenger RNA of Erinaceus europaeus (western European hedgehog), 5044 nucleotides long. It is a transcript of the gene MAP3K14, whose product is annotated as mitogen-activated protein kinase kinase kinase 14. Gene Ontology annotation, molecular function: ATP binding; protein serine/threonine kinase activity. Lineage: Eukaryota; Metazoa; Chordata; Mammalia; Eulipotyphla; Erinaceidae. The transcript is spliced from 17 exons. Gene Ontology annotation, biological process: positive regulation of canonical NF-kappaB signal transduction; protein phosphorylation. Bases 821 to 3682 code for a protein of 953 amino acids. The record is from RefSeq and is a predicted model, not a curated record.
GCCGCGAUCCGCCACCGGCAGCGCGAGAUCGCGGGCCAGGGGAACGCUACGCUCGCUGUUUGGGGAGAUCGGCGCUCGGCCGGUAGGUUACUGGGCGGAACCCGGGGCCAGAGCGUGGCGCGGAGGGAGCCGCGGUGAUGGAUCGCCCCGCCCGCAGCCCGACUUGGGCUGAGGCCUGGCGAGUCACCCCGUGGUGGUGUGGUGGGGGUCAGACCCACCGGCUCGCGGGCCGGGGCCUGGGCGCCGACAUGCCCUCGCGCCUGCUGCCCGCGCUCCGGUGCUCGCCGCGCUCCUCCGCGCCCCCGCAGGCCACACGCCUUCCGCGAGCGCACGCGAGGGCGCCCUGCUUCCCCUUCCCAGCACCCGGUCCCACCGCGCUGUGCUGCCUCACCCACCGACUUGCCCGGCCUGCCUGUCCGUGCCCGGGGUGCCCCUCCAGGAUGGCGCGCGUCUGGACUCGCGAUGGAGUUGUCUUCUGCACAAGUGUGCCGGGUCCAUGCCCCCUCCCACCUGUCCUGGCAGUGAACCCCUCAGGCCUUCCCUGCCAAGUUCUCGAGUCACACUCCGAGGCGGGAAGAAGAACACAGCUCACGCUUGGCACGCAGGGCAGCGCUGGACACUCUCCCCCAACCCCUUGAACCAGUCACCAGGAACUGGAAUGAACUUGAAGCCUCCUCCCUUAAAAAGAAGCUGAGUCUUUCUCCGUGCCCUCUGAAUGCAGGUGGGCCCUGCUUGAGCCCCAGCCUGCCCUGGGCUCCCAUGGUCUGGGAGUGACACACCUUGCACUUGAUCUUCCUCAGGGCCAGUGUGAGCCUAGGAGAUGGCAGUGAUGGAAAUGGCGUGUCCAGGUGCCCCUGGACCAGCAGUUGGGCAGCAGAAGGAACUCACCAAGGCCAAGGAAAAGACAUCAGCAGUGGAAAAGAAAGAAACUUCCGUCAACAAGCUUGAAGCCGUGGAAAAGAGCCCCGUGUUCUGCGGGAAGUGGGAGAUCCUGAAUGAUGUGAUAACCAAAGGCACAGCCAAGGAAGGCUCUGAGGGGGGGCUGGCUGCCAUCUCCAUCAUUGCCCAGGCUGAAUGUGAGAACAGCCAAGAGUUCAGUCCCACCUUCUCAGAAAGGAUCUUCAUUGCUGGAUCAAAACAGUACAGCCAAUCUGAGAGUCUCGACCAAAUCCCCAACAAUGUGGCACACUCAACGGAGGGCAAAAUGGCCCGUGUGUGUUGGAAGGGGAAAUGCCGUAGCAAAGCCCGAAAGAAACGCAAGAAGAACUCCAAGUCCCAGGCUCAAGCAGGAGGGGCAAUAGCCAAACCCCUACCCAGGACCCCAGAACAGGAGAGCUGCACAGUCCCCAUACAGGAGGAUGAGUCUCCACUAGGCAGGCUGUAUACGAGGAACAUCCCUCAGUUCACCAAGCCCCUGAAGGAGCCAGGCCUUAGCCAACUCUGUUUUAAGAAACUUGGGGAAGGCCUGCGGCCAGCACUACCUCGAUCGGAACUCCACAAACUCAUCAGCCCCUUGCAAUGUCUAAACCAUGUGUGGAAACUCCACCACCCCCAAGAUGGCCCCCUGCCCCAGCUCCCUCACCCCUUCCCCUACAGUAGACUGCCACACCCCUUCCCAUUCCACCCUCUGCAGCCCUGGAAACCUCACCCCCUAGAAUCCUUCUUCCUAGGCAAAUUGACUUGUGUAGAGAGCCAGCAGCCACUCCCCAGCCCACACCUAAGCAAGCUGGCCUGUACAGACACUCAGAAACCCCUGCCCAGCCCACUCUUGGAGCCCGGCCAUCCCUCAUCUGGCACCUGUGAGAAGUUUUCCGUGGAGGAAUACCUGGUACAUGCCCUGCAGGGCAGCGUGAGCUCAGGCCAGGCCCACAGCCUGGCCAGCCUGGCCAAGACAUGGUCAGCAAAGGGCUCCAGAUCCCAGGAGUCCAGCCUCAAAACUGAGGACAAUGAGGGUGUCCUGCUUACUGAGAAACUCAAGCCUGUGGAUUAUGAGUACCGGGAAGAGGUCCACUGGGCCAUGCGCCAGCCCUGCCUGGGUAGAGGAUCCUUCGGGGAGGUGCACAGAAUGGAGGACAAGCAGACUGGCUUCCAGUGUGCUGUUAAAAAGGUGCCAGUGAAUAUGUUCCGGGCAGAGGAAUUGGUGGCAUGUGUGGGACUGGCCUCGCCUAGAAUUGUUCCUCUGUAUGGUGCUGUGAAGGAAGGCCCCUGGGUCAAGAUCUUCAUGGAGCUGCUAGAAGGUGGCUCACUAGGCCAGCUCAUAAAACAAAAGGGUUGUCUGCCGGAGGACCGGGCCCUUUACUACCUGGGCCAGGCACUGGAAGGUCUGGAAUACCUCCACACCCGAAGGAUUCUGCAUGGAGAUGUCAAAGCUGACAAUGUGCUCCUGUCCAGCGAUGGGAGCCGAGCAGCCCUCUGCGACUUUGGCCAUGCCAUGUGCCUUCAACCUGAUGGCCUGGGGAAGUCCUUGCUCACAGGGGACUACAUCCCUGGCACAGAGACCCACAUGGCUCCAGAGGUGGUGCUGGGCAAGCCCUGUGAUGCCAAGGUGGAUGUCUGGAGCAGCUGCUGCAUGAUGCUACACAUGCUCAACGGCUGCCACCCUUGGACCCAGUACUUCAAAGGGCCACUCUGCCUCAAGAUUGCCAGCGAGCCUCCACCUGUGCAGGAGAUCCCCCCCUCCUGUGCACCCCUCACAGCCCAGGCCAUCCAGGAGGGGCUGCAGAAGGAGCCUACCCACCGAGCUUCAGCACUGGAGCUGGGAGGGAAGGUCAGCCUGGCACUACAGCAAGUGGGAGGUCUGAACAGCCCUUGGAAAGGAGAAUAUAAAGAACCAAGACAGCCACCACCACAUCAAGUUGCUCCACCACUGAGCCAAACCCCCCCUCAGCAGCCCCUGCAUGCCCAGCCAGCAGAGCAUUCAGCAGGGGCCCUGAGGCCGAAGCCAACAGAGGAUACAACAGACAGUGUUCCUAAGCUCCAGCCCCCGCUGCCUCCAGACCCUCCAGAGCGCAACAAGUCUCCAAGCCUGAAUUGGGGCAAAGAAGAGUUGGGGGUGUGGGACCCCAUGCCUCUGUCCUCCCUGGACCCAGCCCCUGCCAAAAAAACCAGCUCACCAGAACGGAAAGCAACCUUCCCUGAGCAGGAGCUGCAGCAGCUAGAAAUAGAGUUGUUUCUGAACAGCCUGUCCCAGCCAUUUUCUCUGGAGGAGCAAGAGCAAAUCCUUUCAUGCCUCAGUGUUGACAGCCUCUCACUAUCAGAUGACAGUGAAAAGAACCAGUCAAAGGUAUCCCAGAGCUCAAGAGACACGCUGAGUUCUGGCGUGCACUCGUGGAAUAGCCAAGCAGAGGCUCACAGCUCCAGCUGGAACAUGGUGCUGUUCCGGGGACAACCCACUGACACCCCAAGCUAUUUUAAUGGUGUGAAAGUUCAAAUACAGUCUCUCAAUGGUGAGCACCUGCACAUCCGGGAGUUCCACCGGGUCAAGGUGGGAGACAUCGCCACUGGCAUCAGCAGCCAGAUCCCAGCUUCUGCCUUCAGCUUGGUGACCAAGGAUGGACAGCCUGUGCACUAUGACAUGGAGGUGCCCGACUCGGGCAUUGACCUACAAUGCACCCUGGCCCCUGAUGGCAGCUUUGCCUGGAGCUGGAGGGUCAAGCAUGGUCAGUUGGAGAACAGGCCUUGACCCAGCCUCCACCACCGACCCAACUCGGUCAAAAGGAACCUUCCUUCUCAGUGCUCUAUGCAGCCACUGAAGCACAGGCUCAGCCAGCUCAUGGGAGCAGUUGUCUGUGGCUCAGCAGUGGGGCAAGGGGCUGGCAGCAGCAAAGUGGGGGCUGGCAAAAGGUCUCCCUGGCAAAAGGCUUUCCUACCAGUAUCCCACCUGAUCCCACCGAGAACACCCUGUGCCACUUGAGGGUGUGGAGGAAGACAGAAGGCCUCUUCCCAUUAGAAACAGAGGGACAGACCAGCUGGCCUGACAUGGGGAUCAGUGACUGCUUGCUAGCAGUCAGUGGAGAGCCAUCCCUGGUUGGGUAGGAAGGGGUUAUGAGCCCCCCAACCUCCGGGCAGGUAGCAGGGUGUCUAUAGGUUCACACCCAGGUCCAGUACAGGACCAAAUCAACAGUGCCUACCCUUGCUUAGCCACUGAACCCCCUUGUAGAGCAAGUAACUUUACAGUCAGGGAGGAGGAAAUGUCUGAGUUUGGUAAGCCUCCUCUGGAGAACACCCCACACUUCAGGUUGUGUGGUUCCAGCUUCAGCUGAGAAGCAAAGGAUGAGUUUAAGUGAAACCAUUCUCAGUCUCCUGGCACGUACCCCAGGCCGCUUCUCCCCAGAACAGGAGGCCCACCACUGCCCCAACUCAGCACUUAGUCCCCUCCUGUGCAGCAGUAAAGGGUGACAUAAGGCCUGACAGGAACAGUCUGAGGCUGAGGCCUGCUAGGCAGAGAGAAAGCAGCAGGCUGAGGUACUUGGAUCACCCAUGCACCUACUUACAUGCCCCACCGUGUCCCUAGGGAGAGGGCACUGCCAGCUGCACUUUGCACUCUGAUGACCUCAAAGCACUUUCACAGUUGCCCUCCCCUCCUCCCAGGAGAGUAGGUCAGUGUCUCUGCAGAAGCAUACGCCAGCCAGGAGAUGGGGUGAGGGACUCAAGUCUUCACUUGUCUUCAUGCAUGUGACCUCUCAAAUCUCCAGGUUAAGAUGAACCCCUUUCUCUAUUGUCCUGGCCUAGCCUUGUCUUGAGGUGUAUGGAGUUAAUGAAGACUUACGUAGCAUUAAGUCAACUGUGAAUUCUUGAGGGUGAGGGGUCAGCUAGUCUUAGCUCCUGGAGUUGAGCAGGUGUACCCCAAGAUUCCUCCCUGGGAGAAGCUCAUCCCCACAUCUUGCCAAGAUGGCUACUGCCCAGCAUUCACAUUGAGCCAUACAACUUCUUAGGUUGAGACAGACCCCUGACCCCCAACACAUGGGACCUGCAGCCUUGGUACAGCAGAAUUCAGGCUGUAGGGAACUCUUUGAAUGCAAUAAAGUGUGUGUUGAUGACAUGA